AUGACAUCUGUGGCGAAAAGAUUAUUAUUAAGUGGCAAAGAUCUUUUGCCUACCGUUCGUGAUGCACAAUCGCCCAAGAAUUUAUAUAAAUUGUUAAAUGUUUAUCCAAACUAUGGUGUUGGUCUUAAAGUGGAUAUGACUCACGGAAAAGCAUUCGGUAUUAAGGUUUGGGAUGGUACUGUAAGGCGAAUGGCUUUAAGAGAAUUUAAAAAAAAUUUUACGUCUAUCUUAUUACUAACUACCGCGUAUAUAUUAGGAAAAGUAUUAAACGAAGGUAAUCCGAGGAGGACACAAGUGGAUGUGGAUGUUAUGGCCGAUUAG
Messenger RNA from Dentiscutata erythropus, 321 nucleotides. Lineage: Eukaryota; Fungi; Glomeromycota; Glomeromycetes; Diversisporales; Gigasporaceae. The record is from the annotation of a GenBank genome assembly.